This is a messenger RNA of Oncorhynchus nerka (sockeye salmon), 645 nucleotides long. RefSeq names its product multidrug resistance-associated protein 1-like. Gene Ontology annotation, molecular function: ABC-type transporter activity; ATP binding. NCBI's taxonomy places the organism in Eukaryota, Metazoa, Chordata, Actinopteri, Salmoniformes, Salmonidae. The annotation marks the transcript as partial. The record is from RefSeq and is a predicted model, not a curated record. Gene Ontology annotation, cellular component: membrane. The transcript has 5 exons. Gene Ontology annotation, biological process: transmembrane transport.
AUGACAGGGUCUUCUUCUGGGCUUCAUGAACGAAGAAGACGCCCCCUGUGGAAGGGCUACUUCUACGCUACCCUGAUGUUCCUGCUGUCCUGUCUCCAGUCCCUGUUCAACCACCAGUACAUGUACACCUGCUUCACCGUGGGCAUGAGAGUGAAGACAGCCGUGAUGGGACUGGUCUACAGAAAGUCUUUGGUGAUCAACAGCGCAUCCAGGAGGACGUGCACAGUGGGGGAGAUCGUCAACCUGGUAUCAGCCGACACUCAGAAGCUCAUGGACUUUGUGGUUUACUUCAACGCAGUGUGGCUGGCUCCUAUCGAGAUCGCUCUCUGCCUCUUCUUCCUCUGGCAGCACCUAGGCCCAUCUGCGCUAGCCGGAAUUGCCACCGUCAUCCUCAUCUUCCCACUCAAUGGAUUCAUCGCCAAGAAAAGGAGCAAACUGCAGGAGGUACAGAUGAAGUUUAUGGAUGGGCGAAUCAAGCUGAUGAACGAGAUCCUGAACGGGAUCAAGAUCCUGAAGUUCUAUGCAUGGGAGAAGGCCUUUCUGGAGCAGGUCCUGGGAUACAGGGAGAAAGAACUGAAGGCCCUGAAGAAGUCCCAGAUCCUUUACUCCAUCUCCAUCGCCUCCUUCAACUCAUCCACUUUCCUG